Molecule: messenger RNA, 1145 nt
Organism: Nestor notabilis (Kea)
Lineage: Eukaryota; Metazoa; Chordata; Aves; Psittaciformes; Psittacidae
Product: sorting nexin-12-like
Exons: 3
Coding region: 1-444 (147 amino acids)
Biological process (GO): endocytic recycling; late endosome to Golgi transport
Cellular component (GO): retromer complex; early endosome membrane
Molecular function (GO): phosphatidylinositol-3-phosphate binding
Source: RefSeq, a predicted model, not a curated record
AUGAUGCCUCUUUCUCAGGGGGCUUGGUUUUCUAAACACAGCUUCAGGUUUCGGGUGCAUGUUGAAAUCCUGUCUGGCUUCCAAAGCAACCUGCACAUUAACUGCUUCUUUUUGUUACAGACAAACCUCCCGAUCUUCAAAUUGAAAGAGUCGUGCGUGAGGAGACGAUACAGUGACUUUGAAUGGCUGAAGAAUGAGCUGGAACGAGACAGUAAGAUUGUAGUGCCACCACUGCCUGGGAAAGCUUUGAAACGACAGCUUCCCUUCCGAGGAGACGAAGGCAUCUUUGAGGAGUCCUUCAUUGAGGAGCGAAGACAGGGACUAGAACAGUUUAUUAACAAAAUUGCUGGACACCCCCUGGCACAGAACGAGCGCUGCUUACAUAUGUUCCUGCAAGAGGAGACUAUUGAUAGGAAUUACGUCCCAGGGAAAGUGCGCCAGUAGGAGCACCUGGCACCGUCUUCCUCCAUUCCACCCUCCUUCCUGCAAAAAUGACAUUUAUUUUUACACUAAAUCUGUCUUCUCUGAACCAGCUUUUCCUCUCUUGAACCUCCCAGUUUGUUCAGUAUUUUCCUCUUUUGUACCUGGCAGCAGCUUGUUCUACUGGGCUGUGGUCUUGGCCUAAAGAAUGAAGAUUUAUGCAAGUGAGUGUGUUGUCCCAUGCCUAGGGACAGGUGUGAUUAGGUGUGGAGCAGGAACUUGCUUAUGGCGUUAUGGUGUAGGAGCUGCCUCUCUCCCUAUACAGGAAGGUAUGAGAUGACAUUCACUCCCCCCUGUCUGUGCAGCCCCCAAGCAUCUCUGCAGGAGACUGUGAAGAACAGCAGUUGUCAUGUUGGUCAGUGAUCACAUCAGGUGUUAAGAGUUUUAGUAACUAUCCAGAACAGCAAGUAGGUGCCUGGGUGUGUUGGUCUCUCAUGCACCCCUUUCACCCUGCAUGAAACCCCCAUUCUUCACUGUCUGGAAGUGCUGAGACCCUCCUGGGUAAGGAACUCCUCUAACCCUGCUCUCAGCCUCCUGCAUUACAGACCCGUGUGGUGUAUCCAUGUUAAUCUCCUUCCUGAUGUGCUGCUGGCAGCUCGAGGGGUUUCCAUGAUGUGUGCUCUCUGUGGGCACUUUGGUGUGUGGAAGCUGGGGUAGCCUGGGCU